Molecule: messenger RNA, 3589 nt
Organism: Poecilia reticulata (guppy)
Lineage: Eukaryota; Metazoa; Chordata; Actinopteri; Cyprinodontiformes; Poeciliidae
Source: RefSeq, a predicted model, not a curated record
UUUGCUCUCCGUUUGUAGGAACGGGGAAAGGUCGGCGUGAUCUUCAACGUGGGAACAGACGACAUCACCAUCGAGGAGAGCGCGGUGAUGGUGAGCGACGGCAAAUACCAUGUGGUGCGAUUCACACGCAGUGGCGGCAACGCCACGCUGCAGGUGGACAACCAGCCCGUCAUCGAACGUUUCCCCUCAGGGAACUUUGAUAAUGAGCGCCUGGCUCUUGCUAGACAAAGAAUCCCAUACCGACUUGGUCGGGUAGUUGAUGAGUGGCUACUCGAAAAAGGUCGCCAGCUGACCAUCUUCAACAGCCAGGCAUUCAUUAAAGUCGGUGGUGGAGAAAAGGGGCGCCACUUCCAGGGCCAGAUGUCAGGCCUGUACUACAACGGCCUGCAGGUGUUCAAACUGGCGGCCGAGGGCGACCCCAGCGUCCAGACCCAGGGCAACCUGAGGCUGGUGGGCGACGUGCCCUCGGUGCUCACUACCGAUACCACCUCCACCACCCCGCUGGCUGAUAUGUCCACCACCAUCAUGGAGACGACGACCACAAUGGCUACAACCACCACCCGCAAAGGGCGCUCGCCCACCAUGAGGGACAGCGUCACGCAGAACGCCGACGACCUCUUGGUAGCUUCAGCAGAGUGUCCGAGCGACGACGAGGAUUUGGAGGAGUGCGAGCCCGGAAAUGGAGGUGAAUUAGUGUUGCCCAUUAUAACGGUGGACUCCCUAGAUCCCCCCUCUAUUGCCACCCGCUACCCAGUAAUUCCCCCGCCCCCCACCACCUAUCGCCCUUUCCUCACCCUGCUUGAAACCACCAAAGAGUCCGUCCCCAUGCCCAACGGCCACCCCCCCUGCCCCUUGGACCAGGAGGACUGCGAGGAGACCAUAGAGGUUUCGGGUUCGGGGGAGAUGACAGAGACGGAUGACGAGGACUAUUAUAAAAACUCCCCUCUGGUCACUGAUAGAACUGUCCUCCCUCCUCCCCCGGCAGUCGAGGGCGGGGUCCAGAACCCCCGAGACCGCCACUUCUCUCGUAACCCCAACUCCCAUCGCCCACCGCUUUCCUCCACCCCCACCGCCAACCCCGACCAGCUAGGCCCCCGCGUCAAACCGGCCGCUGGCGGCAGCAGCAGCAGUAGCAACAAUAUCCCCGCUGGCAAAAUGAACACCCGGGAUCAAGUGCUGCUGCCGCCAGCCCACCCCUCGUCAGACCCGGGUCACCGCAGAAUCCCGGGAAUAACCUACCCCCCAAAUUUCCCCCAUGUUCCCACUCCAGAUCCCACGUCUCCCGAGAGAGGCCUCCCCGGCGCCGUGGAGGUGCAGCAGUCCAGCAGCACCACGGGGAUGGUGGUGGGCAUUGUAGCGGCGGCAGCGCUCUGCAUCCUUAUCCUGCUUUACGCCAUGUACAAGUACCGCAACCGAGACGAGGGCUCCUAUCAAGUGGACCAGAGCCGCAACUACAUCAGCAACUCGGCCACGCAGAGCAACGGCGCUCUGGUGAAGGAAAAACAGCCCGCCACUGCCAAGACGGUCACCAAGAACAAGAAGAACAAAGACAAGGAGUACUAUGUGUGAGGACGCGCCGCCAUCACACGCAAAGACAGACAGUAGGCGCACUAAGAGAAAGAAAGAGACGGGAGACGGAAAAAGACGGAGGGAAAGAGAGAAAGCAGCUUUGUGGUAACGGCAAUCACACACCGGCUGAUUUGGUUAAAAUUCAGUAUCGUAAAUUCAAACUACGGCAAAAAAGGAGCAGCAAAAACAACUUAGAGGCGUCAUUGUCCUUCUCACGCCUUCUUGUAUUUGUUAAAAUGUUAACUCUGGUGUCGAUUAUGACGGAAUCUGAUCCGUCCUUUUAAAUCUUCAUAGGUACAGUGCCAACAACCACAGAGACAAUGCUGAUAAAUCAGUAAUUCCUUGGUUUAGCAUUAUAAAGUCUUAAGUACUGUAAACAUGCACCAUCAAAAGUAUUGGCCUAUAAUUCAUUUUGAGUGGGUAAAACUUGAAAAGUAAUUUGCAAACACCAAAACAGAACACACAUUAGCAUUAUGCUAGCAUUCCUGGAACAAAAUUUACCGCCAUCUUACAGAAAUAUUUAAGUCGUAAUCCAUCUGGGAGUUAAGAAACACCUGUAGUUUCUCGCGUCUGAACGGGUCUCUCUCUCUUUUGCUCACUGGCUAGCGCUCUCUGUUUCUCUCCUUGUCUACGGUGCCUAGCAGCCGAUGCAAUGCGAACUCUGCCAUGUUUCAAGCAUGUAGUAUUCAUUUAUGAAAAAGAGAUAAACAGUUUUCCUUUCUGUGGAGUUUCAAAAAAAAAAAAAACGGGAAAAAAAUCACGAUGACUGACGAUCAUACCGUUAAACGUAGCAACUAUGUGAGAUACCAUCAAGCUCCAACCUAACGGAUGCUAACUUGUACGUUUAGCCGCCAAAAACUCGUGGCCAAACCCACUUGGCCUAUCUUUGUUCCAGCAGAUAUAUGUCGUGUGUUUCGGGACGCCACGGCGCCCCCGAGUGGGCCAACAAAGAAACUGUCAUGUUCUUACAGUUACUAAUCACAGAAAAAAACUCCAGCAAACCAGAUGAACUCUGUUCUAUAUAACUAUAAAUAUAUGUAUAGACGAUGCAGAAACUUAUGGACCUAAAGCGUGAGCAAGUCUAUAAGUAAGUUUGCUGACAGAGCACAAGGAAGAUGGACUUCAGGAUUUUUUUGACAACACCCAACUCCCUAAUCUUGACAACCCUAUCCCUCUCAUGAACAGUGUGGCUGAUGAAAUACCCUAUGGCAAGAUUCAGCUGCUAUCUUUUAUUUCCUCCCUCCUCAUUUCGGAAUAAAUGACAGACGUUUUAGGGUAAUUCCGAUUACAUUUUUGCGAGAGUUCCAAUGUGAACUGAUCUAUUACAGCAGAUUAAAGAGACCACUUUUUGUCCUUCUCUUGCCUGACUGGACUGAUGGCAGCCAAAGGGCAAAACUAACUUUGUGGGAGGAGUAUCCACAAGAAUGGCUAGUCCCCGGAAGAUGUACAACUGAACUUUAGUAUUCCAAUUUUCAACUCUAUAAAAAAAAAAGUAAACUGAACCAUGAAAAGAAAAUUCCUGAAACAAGUUUGUGAAAUGUCUAAAUAUUUGACACUCAUCCCAUUACUGAGACAGACAUGUGUUUUCCCUACUAUCAUUCCUGUUUGAGGAAAAAAAAAAGACCUGGGAUACUGAAAUUUCUUUGUAUUUUCUUUUGGUAACUGAGCAAAUGUCAUUUGGGUUAUAACAUAGCAUUCCUGAUUUCCAUGGGAAAAUAAGAUCCUCUUUUAUUCUGUUUCUGUCAUCGUUCAUCUUUUGUUUCCUUUCAUUUUUGUGUCCUGCAUCUAUUCCUUCUACAGCAGACUGUCCAUCUGUCAAUCUUUUUCUUUUUUCACUUGCCAGGUUCCAUCGAUUUUUCCUCGUCAUGUUCGUCUGGUUUUUCUCCUCCUCCUCCAUUUCAAACAUACUCCUCCCAGUAUCUACCUGUUCUUUCUAAAUGUUAUUGUAAAGUGUUCCAGUGAGAUGACUCUAAAUAUGUGUACAUUAACAGAGGGAAUACACUUGGUUAUAUACUUCUUA